AUGGAUGCAACGGAACGCCUUCGAGCUGCGUCCAAGUUCCUUCUGCAGUCCCCUCCGGGUGAAAUCAAUGAUGUCCUGAACGGCGAGUCUGUCCCCUCUGUCACAGAUGUGCGGAACAUCAUCUCGGACGACGACUCUUUGCAAGAAGGCGUGCUGUCAUCGUUGCGAGAAUACAACCUCGCACAAUUUACGAUUGCGGAUGUCCCGGGGCACAACCACCAGUCAAUAAUCAGCGAGGCUGCGCGUGUGUCGAACCUUGCUGGGGACAACCAGGAGGGCGAGCAGCUCGAUAGAUUCUGGGAUCCACGGUCGAGAACAAGUUUCCGCUUCGACCAUCUGAGUCUGGAGACAUCCGAUCCGGAGCCCAUAGAGCCCGAUCCCGAAUCAGAGCCCUUCCGGGCAGCGUUGGAGACGGCAUCCAUUACAUAUCUCUCCGCGCACUUCCACGACGGUGUCACGUCCGUGUUUCCUACCCCAGGCCUCGCGACGCGUUUCUUUGUCCAGAUCGUCGCGAACAAGUAUAACCCUUCGAACUUCUGGUCUGGUAGAUGGCGGUCUGAAUACGUCAUCGAUCUAGAGUCGAAACAGAUCAAGGGUCGCAUGCUCGUGAACGUCCACUACUACGAGCAGGGUAACGUUCAACUAUCUACCACCCACUCUACCGACCUCGCCCUGCCGCCUGCGAUCACAUCAACCUCAGCCACGGCGUCUGCUAACAAGAUCCUCGCCUUGAUCGAAGCUGAGGAGGGCAAGUACCAAGCAUCGCUGAACGAUGCGUACGCGGAUAUGGGUGAGAAGACGUUCAAGGGCCUCCGACGAGCGUUGCCUAUGACCCGCUCCAAGCUAGACUGGGACAGGGUACUGGGCUACAAGCUCGGUGCGGAGCUUUCGUCAAACAGGGGUGCGUUCGGUUCAUCAUGA
Molecule: messenger RNA, 921 nt
Organism: Rhodofomes roseus
Lineage: Eukaryota; Fungi; Basidiomycota; Agaricomycetes; Polyporales; Fomitopsidaceae
Product: F-actin-capping protein subunit alpha
Exons: 8
Coding region: 1-921 (306 amino acids)
Biological process (GO): actin cytoskeleton organization; barbed-end actin filament capping
Cellular component (GO): F-actin capping protein complex; actin cortical patch
Molecular function (GO): actin filament binding
Source: RefSeq, a predicted model, not a curated record